GGCGUGCCUGUUGGACGGGAAUGGAGCAGCUGCUCCAUGGGAGGGUAUGUUAUCCGGGUAUAAAGUGCAGGUGCUGGCUACGACCAGGUCAGUGGGCAUGAUGACGGUGUUCAGGCUGAUCAAACCGGCUCCGCUGACGGAGAAAGUGCAGUCCCGCCAGGGGAACAUAUAUCUGUACCGGGCCAUGUGGCUCAUCGGGUGGAUUCCACCCAAGGAGGGUGUCCUGCGGUACGUGUACCUCUUCUGGACCUGCGUGCCCUUCGCCUUCGGGGUGUUCUACCUGCCCGUGGGCUUCAUCAUCAGCUACGUGCAGGAGUUCAAGAACUUCACGCCCGGCGAGUUCCUCACCUCGCUGCAGGUGUGCAUCAAUGUGUACGGCGCCUCGGUGAAGUCCACCAUCACCUACCUCUUCCUCUGGCGACUGCGGAAGACGGAGAUCCUGCUGGACUCCCUGGACAAGCGACUGGCCAACGACAGCGAUCGCGAGAGGAUCCACAACAUGGUGGCCCGCUGCAACUACGCCUUUCUGAUCUACAGCUUCAUCUACUGCGGUUACGCCGGCUCCACUUUCCUGUCCUACGCCCUAAGUGGUCGUCCUCCGUGGUCCGUCUACAAUCCCUUCAUCGACUGGCGCGAUGGCAUGGGCAGCCUGUGGAUCCAGGCCAUAUUCGAGUACAUCACCAUGUCCUUUGCCGUGCUGCAGGACCAGCUAUCCGACACCUAUCCCCUGAUGUUCACCAUCAUGUUCCGUGCUCACAUGGAGGUCCUUAAGGAUCAUGUGCGCAAUUUGCGCAUGAAUCCCGACCGCAGUGAGGCGGACAACUACCAGGAUCUGGUGAACUGCGUCCUCGACCACAAGACCAUACUGAAGUGCUGCGACAUGAUUCGCCCCAUGAUAUCCCGCACCAUCUUCGUGCAAUUCGCGCUGAUUGGCUCCGUUUUGGGUCUGACCCUGGUCAACGUGUUCUUCUUCUCGAACUUCUGGAAGGGCGUCGCCUCGCUCCUGUUCGUCAUCACCAUACUGCUGCAGACGUUCCCCUUCUGCUACACCUGCAACAUGCUGAUCGACGAUGCCCAGGACCUGUCCAACGAGAUUUUCCAGUCCAACUGGGUGGAUGCCGAGCCACGCUACAAGGCCACCCUGGUCCACUUCAUGCACCAUGUCCAGCAGCCGAUAAUCUUCAUUGCCGGCGGCAUCUUUCCCAUCUCCAUGAACAGCAACAUAAGCGUGGCCAAGUUCGCCUUCAGCAUCAUUACGAUAGUGCGACAAAUGAAUCUGGCCGAGCAGUUCCAGUAAAAUUAGCUCACAAAAAUGAUUCCAAAUUACCCUGCGCACCCAUGAGCCACAAAAAAAAAAAGUGUCCCCCCAGGAAUUCUUUAUGAGCGUGAUUUGCAUAAAAUGUGUAUAUGUUGUGGCUUAUCUGGCAAGAUUUUGGCUGAUUUAGUUGCUAAAUGGUAAUGGCCAGGCCAAAGGAUGCGACUGAAUUCAGUCAGACUGAAUUCGCAAAUUGCGUUAGCAGACGGAAAUUACAACAGCCAGACGAGUCGACGAUUCUAACAACAAGCAGUCUGGGAAAAUGGGCUCAAAGCUCGCCAAAUACGAGUGUAUCCCAUGGAGAGUUGGAGAUUUGGAGCCGGAGAAGGAGAAGGAGCAGCCACAGGAAGUACAUAUAACCGUUUACAUAUUGUAUGCGAUUUUUAUUUAAAUUUUAUGUUAAACACGUGACUGCUAGCCGGCGAAAAGGCGGAGCACGAGUAUACUCCUAUAUAAUAAUACAAAACGAAUCGCCCCAGACUGUGGCAAAAGCAAA
Molecule: messenger RNA, 1811 nt
Organism: Drosophila yakuba
Lineage: Eukaryota; Metazoa; Arthropoda; Insecta; Diptera; Drosophilidae
Gene: Or59b
Product: odorant receptor 59b
Exons: 3
Coding region: 47-1297 (416 amino acids)
Biological process (GO): sensory perception of smell; detection of chemical stimulus involved in sensory perception of smell
Cellular component (GO): plasma membrane
Molecular function (GO): olfactory receptor activity; odorant binding
Source: RefSeq, a predicted model, not a curated record